AUGAUUCGAAAAAAUGAUGUUAAUGGGGACUUAUCAUACAUAAUGAAAACAAGGCAAAAUUCUCUUCAUCCGACUUAUAUAUCGACUAGGAAGUUUGAAAUCAAAGCAAGCCAUGCAGAAGUAAUAGGAGACCUCGAACAAAUAAUAGGCUCAGUCCCAAACAUUUCUUCAGCGAAAAAGAACAAAUCACAACCUUUUUCUCCGGCUGAAUUUCCCAAGCGUCAAAAGCUCAAGCGAGCAGUCAAAAAUAAUUCCUCAGAUCCUAUAAUUCCUGAAGCCGCUAUUGGGAUUUUAGGAUUUGCGUCCUUUCUGAUUGAAGCUGAAACCCAAUCUCAAAUUCCCAUAGUAGCGAAGCAGCCAAAGAAAACUCAGAAACCUGUUGUAAAACAGCCAAAAAAACAAAAUAAUACAGCAAAACCUGAAAUAAAAGCACAAGUUUCGUGUAUGAAGCCUGAAAUCAAAACACAGAUUUCCUUUAUGUCGAGAAAUUUUGGAAUGUAUAUGAAUUAUCCAUCUGUGGCUGUAUUUCCUCAGGCUUUUAAAUUUAUGCCGCUUACUGCAAGAGAGCUACCGAGAGCUGCAAAUCAUUUGAAGAUUGCGUUUUGAAUCAAUAAGCAUGCAAAAGCUGAAAAGCAAAAGUCUGCAGCUGCAGAGUGUUAA
This is a messenger RNA of Blepharisma stoltei, 660 nucleotides long. The record is from the annotation of a GenBank genome assembly. NCBI's taxonomy places the organism in Eukaryota, Ciliophora, Heterotrichea, Heterotrichida, Blepharismidae.